AAGAGUGCCUCUUCCAUUUUUUCUGCUUUUGGGGAGGAACAAAAACAACACCACCACCCAACUCAAGACUUCAAGACUUCAUCCAAGACUUUGCAUAAAUGCAGCAACAUAAACCAAAGAUGGAGGCAGAGCACAGACAAACCUUUCAAGAAUGAGCUAGGAACAGUACUGUGAUUGAAAGUGUGUAUUUUAUAAAGGUGGAAGAAGAUGCGUUCCCGCAGCAACAGCCUAGAAGACGUAGCAAAGGUCAAGCUGGCUCACCAGCAGAACAUGGACACGCGCAAGCGAUCCGCAGAGAGGGACGAGCCCCCGGGUAGAGCAGAACGCCGCAGCAGGCGCCAAGAGCCGCCGGACAACACUGGGACCAUCGAAAGGAACAACAAGAUGGCUAAAAACGGCGCCGGCGCUGGUGGAAGACCCAACGGCAGCAGCGCUGCGAGGGCCGGACGACGGGAGAAGGGCAGGGACCUCUCCCGGGAUGACCUGGUGUUUCUCCUGAGUUUGCUGGAAGGAGAGCUACAGGCCAGGGAUGAGGUGAUCACAGUCCUAAAGGCAGAGAAAAUCGACUUGGCGCUGCUGGAAGCCAAGUAUGGGUUUGUCACACCACAAAAAGUCCUACAGGCCCUGCAGAGAGACGCCAUCCAGGGAAAGUCAGACGUCUUCCAGGAAGACAUCUACGAGAAACCCAUGGCAGAGCUCGAUAAGUUGGUGGAGAAGCAGAGGGAGACCCACCGGCGGAUGCUGGAGCAGCUGCUGAUGGUGGAGCAGGCCCACAAGCAGGCUCUGUUCAAGCUGGAGGACGAGAAGAGGAACCACGGAGAGUUCAUGAGGAAGAGCGACGAGUUCACCAACCUGCUGGAGCAGGAGCGCGAGAGGUUGAAGCUGUUGAUUGAUCAGGAAAAGACACACCAAGAACGGAAAGACCAGGAAAACAACAAAAAGAUAGAAAGUCUAAAGGAAGAGCUGACUAAACUCAAGUCUUUUGCGUUGAUGGUUGUGGAUGAACAGCAGCGUCUCACCGAACAGCUAAAUCAGAAAACAGUCAAGGUCCAAGACCUCAGCGCCGGGUUCUCUCAGGCUCAGGAAGAGCUGAGCUCGGCUAAUGCUCGUCUGCAGGAAGAGGAGCAGAAAGUCUUUCGCUUAGAGGCUGAGCUGCGUGAGCAGGCCAGUCGACACCAUCAAGAUCAGGAAGCCAUGACUGCCAAACUGACCAGCGAGGACGCCCAAAACAGGCAUCUGCGCCAGAAGUUGUCGGCACUCAGCCGGCAGCUGGAUGAGCUGGGGGAGACCAAUAAGACCCUGAGAAGGGCCGAGGAGGAGCUGCAGGAGAUGAGGGACAAAAUUAGCCGAGGCGAGUGUGGAAACUCGAGCCUCAUGUCGGAGCUUGAAGAGUUACAAAAAAGAGUGCUCGAGAUGGAGGGGAAGGAUGAGGAGCUGAUCAGGAUGGAGGACCAGUGCAGAGACCUCAACAAGAAACUGGAGAAAGAGACCAAACAGAGCCGGUGCUUGAAAGCCGAAGUUGAUCAACUGAACCACAGAAUUACAGACUUGGAAAAACUGGAGGAUGCUUUCAGUAAAAGCAAACAAGAAUGCAUCUCACUCAAAAGUAACUUGGAGAAGGAGAGGACAGUGUCAAAGGUUCUGAGCAGUGAGCUGGAAGCUUUGAAAGUCAGAGUCAAAGAACUGGAGGCAACUGAAGGCAAGGUGGUCAAGACGGAGCAGACGCUGAAGGAAGAUCUGACCAAGUUAAAGACUCUGACGGUUAUGCUGGUGGAUGAGAGGAAAGCAAUGGCCGAUAAGCUGAAACAGAUGGAGAACAAGGUGCAAAACAGCACAGGCAAGCUUCAGGCUGAGCAGAACAAAGUUACAUCAGUCACAGAGAAGCUGAUAGAGGAGAGCAAGAAGGCAUUGAGGUCAAAGGCAGAGCUGGAGGAGAAAAUGUGCUUCGCAACAAAAGAGAGGGAUGACUUGAAGGCCAAGCUAAGAACUGAGGAAGAGAGGAAUAAAGAUCUGGAGUCUAAAGUCAAUAUGAUGAAGAAACGGUUGCAGUCACUUGAGACAAUUGAGAGGGAAUUCCUGAGAAGCAAAGCGAAAGAAGAGCAACUCAAGACACCUCUGGCAAAUCGUUUCCAGCAAGAAGACAACAAAGUCAAAGAUUUGACGCAGGAGGUUGAACAUCUAAGACGUAAACUAAAGGAUAUGAAAGUGGCAGAGGAAGACUCAUUAAAAACACCAGAGUAUGAAACACUGGAGAAAAGGUUUGUCAAUGAACAAGAAAGAGCCAAAGCCUUGAUGGAGGAGCUGGAAGUAUCCAGAAAAGAGCUUACAAUGUACCAACUGAAUGAAAAGAAGGAGUGUAACCAAGAGCAUGUCCUUUAUAAACGCUUGAAGGAAGAGGAAGCAAAGUCUAGUCAUCUGUCCAGAGAGGUGACAGCUCUGAAGGAGAAAAUUCAUGAAUACAUGGGAACAGAGGAGUCUAUCUGCCGAAUGAAAACUGACCACUCCACUCUGCAAAGAAAACUGACCCAGCAGGAGGUGAGAAACAAAGAACUCGCCCGAGAAAUGGAGACGCUAACUCGAGAGCUGGAGAGAUACCGACGCUUCAGCAAAAGUCUUCGCCCUGGCAUGAAUGGAAGGCGGUUUUCAGAUCUUCAUGUGUCGACCAAGGAGGUUCAGACUGAGCCGCUUGACUUCAUGUCUCCUAACAGCAAGACUAUGGUACCGCUGGAAAGAGCGGUGGUCAAUGGUAAGCUGUAUGACGAAAGCGAGGCUGAUGAUGGCGCAAAUUACAGCAACGAACUACAGCUCACCAAAUAUAGCCCUUCACUUAUGAACAAUGUCAACAAUCUAAACAACAAUCUGAGGCGAGCAAGAGGCCCAUUCCUCAAAACCAAAGACGCUGCCCAUCAGGUGAACGGCAAAAUGCAACCACGGCAUAACGGCAACCAUGUCCAGACUGGAGAUGUGGUGUUGACCCACUGUCCUGGGCAGCCACUGCAUAUAAAAGUCACUCCUGACCACGGACACAACACGGCAACACUAGAGAUAACCAGUCCAAACACUGAAACCCUUCAGUCAUUCACCAGCACCGCCGUCAUACCCACAAGUGGAGGACCCCCCAAGCAGAGAAUUACAAUCAUUCAGAAUGCCUCAAUUUCCCCUACCACAAAAUCCAUUUCUCCGACAACUAAAUCUAAGUGUUCCUCCAUCUCAGAUGAACCGUGCUCCCCAGAUAGGGCCCUAUCACCUUUCACUAUGACUACUUACUCCAGAGCCAUGACCCCAGACUCAUGUGAUUCAGUAACACCAGACCGAGCUAUGUCGCCAAUACAACUUGUAUCAGUGACAACAGGAGCACAGGAUCACUCCGUUCCCGCAGAGCCUGUGGAAGUCGUCGGUGGGCACGCCGUCUUCCGUGUCACCCCGGAAAGGCAAAGUAGCUGGCAGGUGCAGAGGUCCAACAGCUCGGGGUCAAACGUCAUCACCACGGAGAAUAACAAAAUCCACAUUCACCUAGGAAGUCCGUUCAUUCAGGCCAUCAGCACCCCUUCACAAGUCCCUGGACUCCAGGAGCAAAAGACUCAGACUAUUGCAAACUGCAGCACUCCCGCUGCCAAAGGCAGCAAUAAAAUCACAAGUAGCAUCAUGAUUAAGCCCACAUCUACCCCAAUCCAAAGACCGUCACAGAUUACAAUACCUCUCGAAGCAUUCCGACGUCCAGGACCGACCCGGAUCCCCAAACCAAAGGGUUUCUGCUCCCAGAAAAGCGCCAUCAGCCCGGCGAUAAACCCGGGGCCGCCGCCGGCUGCCGAGGUCGGGAGAGAACCAGCCUCACGCGCGAAGAACAGCCCGAACUUGCUGAACCGGAGACUGUGACGUCACUGACCCACGUAGCUGUCGUGCUGAAUUAAAUGUUCAAUUUCACCAAAUCUUCAUCGGCGGUGCUCUAACAGUGACUACAUGCAGCUGUUUACUGCCUGUGUUCUAUUCUAUUGGCUCGUCCAGUAACACACUAACUACGGAAAAUUAUCUGCUGCAACCGAAUUGCUCGUCUGAAGAUGUCCACAAGAACAGCAAUGACAUAAAAAUAUUAGAUUAAAAGAUAUAUAAGUUUUUCAUUUGUUAAAUGAAAAACUGUAUGAAUAUUUUUUUUGUGUAUUUGUAUUUGUCUUUGUUGUGAGAUGCAGAUAAGGAAGAUAGGUAUGGGAGACAGAAAAACAGUGACAAUAAUGUACAGAACUGAUGAGUUUUAAUGCAGCUCCUUCAUUAAAAUAUGACAUGUGCGUUAUUUUUCAUUACAAUAAAAACCUUUUUAUACUUUGA
This is a messenger RNA of Gambusia affinis (western mosquitofish), 4323 nucleotides long. RefSeq names its product filamin A interacting protein 1-like (gene filip1l). Bases 208 to 3876 code for a protein of 1222 amino acids. The transcript is spliced from 7 exons. The record is from RefSeq and is a predicted model, not a curated record. NCBI's taxonomy places the organism in Eukaryota, Metazoa, Chordata, Actinopteri, Cyprinodontiformes, Poeciliidae.